Messenger RNA from Cucumis melo (muskmelon), 1946 nucleotides. Its product is annotated as UDP-arabinose 4-epimerase 1-like. Gene Ontology annotation, biological process: beta-D-galactose catabolic process via UDP-galactose, Leloir pathway. The transcript has 12 exons. Gene Ontology annotation, cellular component: cytosol. The record is from RefSeq and is a predicted model, not a curated record. Bases 376 to 1629 code for a protein of 417 amino acids. NCBI's taxonomy places the organism in Eukaryota, Viridiplantae, Streptophyta, Magnoliopsida, Cucurbitales, Cucurbitaceae. Gene Ontology annotation, molecular function: UDP-glucose 4-epimerase activity.
AUAUACGCGCUAAAUACAAUGUGGACAAACAGACAGCUCCCUGCUCCGUCGUCCGCUCCAAACAGAACUUCACCUUCUUCUUCUCUUUCCCCUUCUUUCAUUUAUUUUCAUUAACUUUCUGAUUCGAUUCCAUUAACAACGCCCCCCAUUUUUACGUUCUCUCUCAUUUUCUCACAAUACCCACAUCCCCAUUUUGUUUGUUCUUUCUUCAUCCAAUUUCAUUCCUCUCCCCCACUCCCAUUCAAUUCCUGUUACUUCUUUGCGAUCAAAGCCGUUCAGUUACCUCGACGUGAUUUUAUACCACAGCUCCAUCUGUAAAGUGGACUCAUUGAGUUACUGUCCCACAAUAUUACGAAAGAUAGAGCAAAUUCCCAAAUGCUCAGUUUUGGUAGGACGAGAAAUCAAUCAAGGUUCGGGAGAUCUGUGUCAUUUGGAGGUAUGGAUUAUCCUGAUCCCAAACGGAAGAACAAUUUUUUAGGAAAGAUCGUCUUGGCUGCUUCACUUACCGCGAUUUGUAUUAUUAUGCUCAAGCAAUCCCCAAAUUUUAGCACCCCAACCCCGUUUGCAAGUCAUCAACUAGGAGUUACUCAUGUUCUAGUAACAGGAGGUGCAGGAUACAUUGGCUCGCAUGCUGCACUUCGAUUAUUAAAGGACUCAUACCGUGUAACAAUAGUAGACAACCUAUCACGAGGAAAUCUGGGUGCUGUGAAGGUUUUGCAAGAAUUGUUUCCAGAAUAUGGAAGGCUUCAGUUCAUCUAUGCUGACUUGGGAGAUGCAAAAUCCGUUAACAAAAUAUUUUCAGAGAACGCUUUUGAUGCCGUCAUGCAUUUUGCAGCGGUAGCAUAUGUUGGGGAGAGCACCCUUGAUCCCCUGAAGUAUUAUCACAAUAUUACUUCAAAUACCUUGACAGUAUUAGAAUCAAUGGCAGCACAUGGUGUGAAGACAUUGAUUUAUUCUAGUACAUGUGCUACAUAUGGAGAGCCAGAAAAAAUGCCCAUCACUGAAGAAACUCCUCAGGCCCCAAUUAAUCCUUAUGGAAAAGCCAAGAAGAUGGCAGAAGAAAUUAUCCUCGACUUUUCAAAAAAUUCAAAGAUGGCAGUAAUGAUCCUAAGAUACUUCAAUGUGAUUGGUUCUGAUCCAGAGGGCAGACUUGGGGAAGCUCCUAGACCUGAGCUUCGUGAGCACGGUCGCAUUUCGGGUGCUUGUUUUGAUGCUGCCCGUGGCAUUAUUUCUGGGCUUAAGGUCAAAGGCACAGAUUACAAAACACAUGAUGGGACUUGCAUACGGGAUUAUAUCGACGUAACUGAUCUCGUUGAUGCUCAUGUUAAAGCCCUGGAGAAGGCAACCCCUGGAAAAGUCGGAAUCUACAAUGUUGGAACAGGAAAAGGUCGAUCAGUGAAGGAGUUCGUGGAGGCGUGCAAGAAGGCAACUGGGGUGGACAUCAAAGUCGACUAUCUCCCUCGUCGACCAGGUGACUACGCCGAAGUAUUUAGCAACCCCACUAAGAUCAAGAACGAACUGAACUGGACAGCACAACACACCGAUCUUCAAGAAAGUUUAAGUGUUGCUUGGAGGUGGCAAAAAUCCCAUCUGAAUGGCUAUGGAAAUUCUUUGGUUAUGUCUUCUUGAAGAACACUGAUGAUGAUGGAAGCUAAUAGCAGAAAGACUGAAAAAGAGGAGGAGGGAGCAUCUACUGACUUUGAGGAUUUACUUAUUUGCUCACAUACAAGUAGGAGAAAAUACCAUAUUACUCUCUACAUUUUUGUAGUCUAUUUUACAAUAUUGUUUGUUGGUAUAGGUAGAGCCAUCCCAUUUGUUAUUAUUAUUAUUAUUAUCAUCAUUGUCAUUGUUAUUGUUAUUAUUAUUAUGUAUUGGAUAUGAUUGGUUAUUAAUAAUGAUUAAUGAAUGCAUCAUAGAGGGUAGAGCAUCUUGGAUCAUUGUCUUCA